AUGCGUAUAACUGAACAACAUAAGAUACUAUUGGAAAAAGCAAAGGUUGCACUUGCUAUUUCGUCAUCGGCUGAUGAAAUGCAGAGUAUUCUCGAUCAAGUAUAUACAACUAUUGCAGCAAAUCAAAAGAAUGAAGUGGUAGUUAAAGUAGAAUCAUCACUGGCAGAAAACUAUUCAAUAGUUGCUACGAAUGAUUCAUGUCAAUAUUCAUCAGUUGAUUCAACGCUUAUUCACAAUGAACCAACGUCUGAAAAUGAUGAGUCGAUACUUUGCAAUGCUCAACAAGAAUUACAAUCAUCCAAUCUCGACGAGUCAAGUCAAACAAUUAACCAUAAUUCAAUGGAUAUCGAUGAUAACUCCACACAAAUGUAUCGUUUCAAUCGACCAGUAGAUAAUACAAAGGAUGAAGCCGACAAUGAAAUAAAACAAAUACCAAUCUCGACAAUAAUCCAUUAUUGUGGACUAUGUCCAUUGACAUUUGAUGGUGCAUUUGGUCUCACCAAAACAAAGCUUUUAACUCGUCUAUGCAGCAGUCAAAUAGCCUUCUUGGAAGAUAACCCAUUAGGUAGAAUGGACAAAAAACGAUUCCUUUAUUGGUGCGAUCUAUUAAAGCCUGAUUUCGAUAUUAAAGAUGAAGUGGCUUGCGAAAAUGCAUUUGCUGCAUUUGAUAAAAAUAAAGAUGGAACAAUUGACUUCAAAGAAUUUACUACGGCAUUGACUUUCCUCGGACCAAAUACUGUAGAGGCACAUGUCGAUCUAUUUUUUCAAAUAUUGAAUAUGUUAGGUGAUACAUUCUACAGUACAAUUGAGUUAUUAUCCGUGGAACUUUGGCAAGAACUCUUUGAAUAUUUCACACCAAAUGAUUUAUGGUAUUCAUUUCAUGAUUUAAAUAGAAAAAUUAAUGCAAUCAUUGAUCAAACAAUAUUAUAUUUGAAUUUUACAAAGCAAGGUACUUAUCGUUACUUUGUAAAAAAUAUUUUAACAUUAAUGAAUGUUGUUAAUGUUCGAUCAUUAAAAUUUAAUAAAUCAAAUGAAAUUCGACAUUUUUUCUCGAAGAUUUCUCUAAAUUCAUUAGUUCAACUUCGUGUAUUAUCAUUAGAUUUUAUGUAUUCUUUUGAUGGUAAUUCAUUUACAUUCUGGAAACAACUUUCAUCGUUGAAAUAUCUACAAUCAUUGAAAAUUAUUUUUUGGGCAAGUUCAGGAUCUGUUAAUUGUUGUGACGAAAAGAAAUAUAUUAUUCGUUCAAUAUUUAACAAUAAUUAUUGUCCAUCAUUGAAAUCUUUCAUGAUUACCACUGGUGGUAUCCAACAAGGCAGGCUAACAAUUCCAUCAUUGAUUUCAACGACUACAACAACAAAUAUUCAAAAUUUAUCCAUUAACUCGUUGACUUUUAAUGAUUUGAUUAAGUUACUUCCUGCAAUGCAAAAUGUCAAAUCAUUUUGUAUUGAUUACGAUUUAAGAUAUGAUAAUUGGUCUAAUGAGCAACAACAAUCAAUGGUGAUUGAUAUACCAUUGCUACCUAAAUGUAUUGACAUGAAUCUAAAAUUAUCAGAUGAUAUAACAUUUGAACAUGUUGAAUAUUUAUUAAAACAUACACAAAAUUUAAAAAAAUUAUUUAUGUGGGGAUGGUAUCAUUUAUUUGAUGCAAUGAAAUGGGAAUUUUUGUUAUCAAUGUAUUGUUCGAAACUUAUAAAAUUUCAUUUGAUAUGUAGUGGUCCAAUUUGGAGUGAUGAGUUCGAUCAAAUAAUCGAUAAUUUUCAACAAAUAUAUCCAACAAGACUAUUUUGGAUCGAACGAAAUAUUACAAUUUCAGAUGAUGAUGUAUCCGGUCAUGAUUAUCGUUCUGAUAUUGCUGUUGAAUUUAAUAUAAAAAAUAAGGUAAGUUCAAUGUAA
Molecule: messenger RNA, 1893 nt
Organism: Rotaria sordida
Lineage: Eukaryota; Metazoa; Rotifera; Eurotatoria; Philodinida; Philodinidae
Source: the annotation of a GenBank genome assembly